GGAACAUCGAGUGUCCACGCGGCAGCCAGCAAUGGCAUACAAUGCCAAUCUGUUUCCGUCAUUGUAAACAACCGUAUAUGACAUCAUCUUAUUCUUGCUGGCAAUCAUCAGAACGGUACGGUUUUGCCUUGACAACAGACAAGGAUGUGGUCUCUACCGACUAACUCGUAGCAGCUCCAAAUUGAAGAAAUCCAAAGAACGAGAGAAACGGAGAUCCCAAGUGAAUAAUGAAUCCAGUUCCAGUGACAAAGGGUCUCCUUCAAAGGAGUUUAAACAGUCUGUAGGGAUUAAUUCCGAUCCCAUCCACAUAUAUAAUGAACAGAAUUCCAAUGAACACCUGUCAGAAGAAGUGUGUAAUACUCUCAGUGAAGACAUCAAUUGUAGGCUCAGAUAUAUAAUACAUGAUUCUUUAGUCAAAGCAAGGCUACUGGGCAGAGAUGUAGUUAAAUAUAAGGACAUUGAGGAGACUUUUGAAAAUCUAUCCAUAAGCAAAGUAUAUGGAGCAACAGCAACCCCAAACUGGCGAAUUUUUGAUAAACAAAAUCUGUUAUUUUUGGAUGACCAGCAGAUGAAUCUAUCGAAGAUUAUCGAAACAGAUAGUGUAUAUGGGCAGUAUUGUAAGAUAAACAUCAACAAGGGGUGGUAUCCUCAAGAACCAAGCCAAUUCCUGACGAAAUAUUUUCAGACUGCAUGUGAUGCUCUACUAAGCAAUAAUGGAAAGCUUUGGAAGCUUACUUUGAGAGAUAUAAGCGAAAACCCCAGAGUUGGGCCUAUAACAGACUGGUUCUAUCGUUUUGGGUACUUUAUGUUAAUGAAAGAUAGCAUACCCUUUGUAACUUUGAGAGCACUAUAUCUGAUAGAAACUCUAGAAAAUAGUCCCUUGAGUAGUAGCCAAGUAUCAUUGAAGCAACUUAAUUUGCUACUCAGACUGAUCCUACAGAGACUAGCCUCAUCAACAAACAAAGCUGUGCUAAAACCACUUUGUUCUGUACUAGCUACAUUAUGUUUGCGAGAACCGCUAAGGAAAAUGGCUAUAAACAAAAUCAUUCAGAAGCUAGACAAAUUGUAUGAGCACACACUCUCGUUGCUGACUUUAAUCUACUUCUUAGGCGUUGAAGCUGCACAAAGCAUAUUUCUACCGAAUUUGGACAGAUUUUUAGAAAAUAUUAGAGGAUGUGAUGAUCCAGAUAUCAUAUAUAUCACCAAGGGCAUAUAUGGACAAAUAUGUAGAGCCAAUCUAAAUGAUACGCAUAUUCAAACUCGUUUCGUUUAUUCAAUCUCAAAAGGACUAUCUCUGGGAGAUGAAAUAAUGGUACUGUGGAAACCAUUCCGUCGAAAAGGUGUUGUUGAAACCAAAGACGAAAUAAACUUUGUUCCAAUGAAAACGCAACUGAUAAAAACGAGGAGAAAGGUAGAUGUUGAAAUACGAAGAGGCGUACUAAAACCACGUUUGGAGGAUGUCUUUGAGAUACCUUUAAAGAACUGUAAAGUAAAAAAAGCAGUAGAAGAUCACCGGAAAGGUUUGAAAUCUCAUAAAAAAGAAACUCGUGUCAUCGUUGGUAAAACCACUUUAUUGUUCUCUGUACUCAAGUCUAAUGAUAGAAAAAUGAAAAAUGGCUGCUGUGAUCAUUCAUUGUUAGGGUACAAUUUGUAAUAUAAAUUAUUUAUCAGAGA
Acanthoscelides obtectus is the source of this 1674-nucleotide messenger RNA. Lineage: Eukaryota; Metazoa; Arthropoda; Insecta; Coleoptera; Chrysomelidae. The record is from the annotation of a GenBank genome assembly.